Molecule: messenger RNA, 1299 nt
Organism: Coniosporium apollinis CBS 100218
Lineage: Eukaryota; Fungi; Ascomycota; Dothideomycetes
Exons: 2
Coding region: 1-1299 (432 amino acids)
Biological process (GO): positive regulation of transcription elongation by RNA polymerase II; transcription elongation by RNA polymerase II
Cellular component (GO): Cdc73/Paf1 complex
Molecular function (GO): RNA polymerase II complex binding
Source: RefSeq, a predicted model, not a curated record
AUGGCAACAACAGAAGCAGAAGACCCGCUCGCCAACCUCAGACAAGCCAUAACGGCUGAAGUCCUCCCCAUCCCCACCACCACCGCCGACGCAACCAAAGCGACCGACGCCGAACCCAACCUCGCAAAAGCCACCCACCUCCAGUUCAACCACAACGACCAGCACCGCUCCUUUCCCCUAUCAACACCAACCCGCUUCCUCUCAAACGGCAACCCCGUCGAUCUCCGCUCCGUCUUCCUCGCCUACCAGAACAAGAACACCGCCAUCCCGGACUACCUUGCCGCGACCCAGAAGCUGAAUGAAGAGCUCUCAGCACCCGGGGGGCUGGGCGGGAGGGUGCAGAACCUGGUCUUCAUCGAGAAGCUGGACCUGAUCCAGUGGCUAGAGGGCCAGUCCGACGAGAGCGAGAACGUCAAGCCGUUGGCUGGCGAAGCUGCGGUCGCUGCUGCACAGGCCGGAGGCGCUGCAGAUAUUGCGAGCGGCAAUGUGGGAGGUAUAGCGACUGUGCCGAGUGCAGGCGCCGCAGCUCGAGGACCGAAACAGGCGGAUCCAAGGCUGGUGGAGAUCUACAACGGCGAGCGGCGGCUGGGGGAUAGCAACAGCAUUCUUCGAGGCAUCAAGCCUACGGACUUCUCCCACGUCCGCAAACACGCCGAAGCCUUCCUCUCCCGCACGCGCCCCCGCCCCUCCGGUCCCACCGUCCCUGCCAGCAGCAGCAGCGCCCCAAACCCCGCGCUCGUCUCGAACCUCAAGAAGCCCGUCACACGGCCCGGCCGCCGCAUUGAGCCCAUAAUCCUUUUGUCCCCCUCCGCAUCCUCGCUUCUUCGCAUGAGCAACAUAAAGUCCUUCCUCGUUGACGGUCUCUACGUGCCUCCGGACUCCUCCUCGGCCUCUGCCAACCUGCUCCACAUCACCAGACUACUACCGAGCAUUGAUCCCAACCGACCGCUGCGGUUUAUCAUCGUAGACGGCACGGAGCAGUUCAAGCCGGAUUACUGGGACCGCGUUGUUGCGGUGUUUACGACUGGACAGACGUGGCAGUUCAAGAGCUACAAGUGGACGCAGCCGGCCGAAUUGUUUAGCCACGCGCUGGGCAUCUAUGUUGGGUGGCGCGGGGAGGAUGUGCCGGGCGUGGUGAAGGGGUGGGGCAGGGGCGUGGUCGCGGCGCAGAUCGAUAAGUGGAGCGGUGCGCAGGGCACGAGUAUGCGGUGGCGGGACAGGGAGGUUGUGGAGGGGCUUUGGGGGGCGAUUGAGGAGGGGAUGAGGGCGAGGGGGUGGGGGAAGGAUGGGCCGCGGUGA